AUGGAAUCAGUCAGUGUGAGGAAGUUGAAGCGCGCUGCUCUUUUGCUCGCCCUGGCUUUGAUAAUCAAUAUAAUAUAUAAAGUUGCAUCGAGGUGCAUACUAAAAUUCAUUUAUUUUUGUUUCUUUAGUUCACAAGGAAAAGAAUAUAAUGAAAUUUUUUGGUGGCAAAAGAUACCGUCUUUGGAACGGGUUAUUUGGAAAGUAGUAGAUUAUCUGGAAAAUUGA
Naumovozyma castellii is the source of this 225-nucleotide messenger RNA. RefSeq lists its product as uncharacterized. The record is from RefSeq and is a predicted model, not a curated record. The transcript has a single exon. Bases 1 to 225 code for a protein of 74 amino acids. NCBI's taxonomy places the organism in Eukaryota, Fungi, Ascomycota, Saccharomycetes, Saccharomycetales, Saccharomycetaceae.